AUGACCGCGUUCGCGAUCCUCGCACCCGCGCACGGCGCGCCGCGCGCGACCCGCGCGUGCGCCUCCGACCGCCCCACCACCGCCCCCCGCGCCCGAGGUGCGAUCGCGCCAUCCCGCCCCACCACCGCGCGACGGCGACGGCACGUCCCGCCCCACCGCGCGACGGAGACGACGACGCUCGUCGACUCCAGCGACGACGCCCCGUCCACGUCCGCCGGCGUCACCGACGUCCGCGUCAGGACGCUCAGGGACGAGCGCGACAUCCCGCGCGUCGCCACCCUCUGCUCCGCGGUGUUCAAGGAGACCGCGGUGCCGCUCCCGAAGGAUCUCGCCGACGACGACGUCAUGCGCGACGUCGCGGCGUUCUUCGAGACCCGGUACGAGUCCGCCAUGAUCCGAGACCUGACCGGCAUCACCACGAGGAACCUACGCGAGAAGCGCCGGUGCGAGAACCAGACCAGGGCGGAGUACGGCCGAACGAGGGCGCGAGCCACGGCGAGGGAACUCGCCGCGCUGCAACGCACGCGAACGUCGGUGGACCAACUGACCACCGCGCAGCUUCGGGAGAUGCGCGCGCGAAUCACGGACGAGGUGGAGCUGGAGCUGGACCGCGAACGGAAGGUACCAAACGCGGAUUACCUCAGGCGCGUGCGUUCGAGGCAGUGGAUGCAGCUCAUCGCGGACGCGAUCGUCCCGGGGGGGGUCGCCACAGGGUUGGUGUCCAUGCCGAGCGAGUACGAACCCCCGGCGCCGGGAGCUCGCGAGAUCGUGGGGAGCGCGACGCUGCAGGUGUGCGUCCCGGACGCGCCCCUGCCGCCGCCGUUUCCCACGCGCAGGCCGUACCGGUCGUACCUCGCGAACGUGGCGGUGUGCCCGGAGGCGCGGCGCGUGGGCGUGGCGAGUAAGAUCAUCGCCGAGGCUGAGCGGGUGUCGCGGGCGUGGGGUUACACCGAGAUGUGGCUGCACGUCAAUAUCGAUAACCCCGGGGCGAGGGCGUUGUACGAGGGGCUCGGGUACGCCAUCGUCGGUGAGGAUCCGCCGUGGUACUUGGAUCGGAGGUAUCUCAUGGUGCGAAAGUUUGGGUCGAGCGGCGUCGUCGUCCCGUGA
Micromonas commoda is the source of this 1107-nucleotide messenger RNA. RefSeq lists its product with no specific name. Gene Ontology annotation, molecular function: acyltransferase activity, transferring groups other than amino-acyl groups. The transcript has a single exon. The coding region runs from base 1 to 1107 and encodes 368 amino acids. Lineage: Eukaryota; Viridiplantae; Chlorophyta; Mamiellophyceae; Mamiellales; Mamiellaceae. The record is from RefSeq and is a predicted model, not a curated record.